AUGGGGGACGAAACGGUGUCCAGGCUGUUCCGCGUGAGACGGACGAUAUUCGAGAUGCUACUCGAUCGUGGGUACCUAGUAGCUGAUCGCGAGCUUCGAGCGACCAAGGAUGAUUUCAGAGACCAAUUCGGGGACGACCCUCAACGAGACGAUCUGACGCUACUGAAGCAGAAAAAAGACAACCCUAGCGACGAGAUCUACGUGUUCUUCCCGGUGGAGGCGAAGGUGGGCAUCAAGACGCUCAAGGGGUACUACGAGAAGAUGAAGGGGUCGGGGCUGUCGCGCGCCAUCAUGGCGGUGCAGCAGAACCUCACGCCCUUCUCCAAGAAGAUCCUUGCUGACAUGGCGCCCAAAUACAUCAUUGAAGUCUUCCAGGAGGGCGAGCUUUUGGUGAAUGUGACAAAGCACGAGUUGGUGCCGCAGCAUGUGGUGUUGACAGAGGAGGAGAAACACAUUCUGCUGGAGAGAUACACAGUCAAGGAGCACCAGCUGCCUCGCAUGCAGAGGAGUGACCCCGUGGCUCGGUGUCCAACGGACACCUUUGAGCCGCUGAAAGUCCCCAGGGGAGGCUCAGCAUGGGGAACCCUGCUGGCGGCGCUGGCAGUGGUGGUGCUGCUCGCCUGCGCGCCCCUCUCCUGGCGCCUCAGCACCAAGCCGUGGCGCCCGCACCUCUUCCCGCCAGUGUGCCGCCCGCCCACGCACGUGCACGCACAGGCGGAUCAGCUGCCUCGCCUGUUCAUGUUCAUUGGCACUGAGGGGAGCGGCCACGACCUGUUUGAAUACAUCUUCAGCUACCUGCCAGUGAACAUCAGCAUAGACCGAUUCAACCCCGACCUGCACCUGACAACGUCGCCAGGGCAGAAGGUGGCCUCGGCACAGGACCCCACCGGCGCCACUGUCGACUGCCCCAAGCUGCCGUACUCGCGCCACGUCUACGACUUCGGUGUCCGCAUGUCCACCGCUCUCAAGGCCAAGCUCCAGGACACAAACUACUACCUGCGCGCCAGGGACCCCUUCCCCAUGGGGCGCAUUCGCACGCCACUGGCUCGCCCCGACCUCAUCUCGCUUGCGACAUUCCACGGCAUUCUGUAUAACCUCAAGCUCGUGGUGCUCGUGCGAAACCUGACAGACACGGUGCUCUGGUCCGUGCUGCGGCGCUUCCACAACGACGAUGUGGGGCUGCAGGCGAGGCUGAUAGAGGACAGCAUGGUCUACAUCGAUGCCUCCCUCAGGACGCUCCCUUGCGGCACGUUCAGCCUGAUAGACGUGGAUGCACUGGUCAAGAGACCCAAGACCGCCUCCACUGCUCUGGCUCAGUUCCUGGGGCUACCCGGAGUAGCCAAGGAGGAGGUGUUCAGUGCGAUACAGCGCGGUAAGGAGAAGUGGGAGCCCACCCUCACAGUGCAGAGUGGGCUGGGGGCAACAGCAGAUGGGGACGAGGCAGCAGAGGUCACAUUCGACGGGCAGGCACUUGAAGUGUUCUUCCAGCAACGCGUGGGGCUGUGGCCUCUGCUGGAUGCAGCUAAGGGGAAACCCGUGUUUGUGCCACGUAACCCACAGGACUGGCCUCUGGAGUAA
Molecule: messenger RNA, 1578 nt
Organism: Closterium sp. Naga37s-1
Lineage: Eukaryota; Viridiplantae; Streptophyta; Zygnematophyceae; Desmidiales; Closteriaceae
Source: the annotation of a GenBank genome assembly